UCUUAUUAAUCUUAUACACAUUGUAUUCAAUCUUCUCUGGUAAGCACUCAUUGCUAUUUAACCAUUAUGCGGAUUUUCCAUGAAUACCUUGUUCUUCUCCUCAUAUGGUUGGUCUCUUUCAUCCUUUUCCGAACCAUCUUCAGCAAAACUCGAACUCACCGCCAUUUGCCUCCCAGUCCACGGGCCCUUCCCAUCAUCGGACAUCUUCACCUCCUUGGCCGAAUCCCUCACCAAGCUCUUCACAAGCUCUCAAUCCGACACGGACCCCUAAUUCACCUCUACUUUGGUUCCAAACCUUGUGUCGUCGUUUCUUCACCCGAAAUGGCCAGGGAGUGCCUAAAAACCCAUGAAAUGUCCUUCUUGAACCGGCCCAAAAUGACUAACGUAGACUACCUUACGUAUGGCUCAGCCGACUUUGUCAUGGCACCUUAUGGACCUUACUGGAAGUUUAUGAAAAAGCUUUGCAUGUCUGAGCUUCUUGGAGGCCGAAUACUAGACCAAAACCUACCUAUUAGGCAGGAAGAGAUAGAGCGAUUCUUACAUGUCAUGCUUAAAAAAGCCUAUAAGGGUGAACAAGUCGAUGUUGGCGGAGAGCUUGUACGGUUAACAAAUAACAUUAUCUCGCGGAUGGCUUUUAAUCGAAGGUGUUCGGUCGAUGAUGAAGAAGCGCACGAGGUGAGGGAAGUUCUGGAAGAGAUGUGUGAACUUGCCGGGAGGUUUAAUUUCUCGGAUAUGUUUUGGUUCUGCAAGAACUUGGACUUGCAAGGAUAUGCAAAAAGGCUUAAAAAUGUGCGUGACAGAUAUGACAAGAUUAUGGGAAGGAUUAUAGAGGAGCAUGAGGAAGCAAGAAGGAGGAAGAAGAAUAAUUCAUCGAAAGGUGGUAACGCAGUGAAUUUGCUUGAUAUUUUGCUUGAUAUAUAUGAAGACCAAAGCUCAGAGAUCCAAUUCACCAGGGAGAACAUAAAGGGUUUCAUCAUGAAUAUGUUUGGUGCUGGGACUGAUACAUCAUCAGUAACAAUAGAAUGGGCUCUUUCGGAGCUGAUCAAUCGCCCAAACGUGAUGGCCAGAGCAAGGGAGGAAAUUGAUUCUAUAGUUGGAACCAACAGAUUAGUAACAGAAUCUGAUAUCGCUAACCUUCCCUAUCUCCAAGCCAUAGUAAAAGAAACACUGAGGCUUCACCCGACAGGCCCAAUGAUCGCGAGAGAGAGCACUGAACAUUGCACUGUCAAUGGCUACGAUAUUCCGGCAAAUACCAGACUGUUUGUCAACGUCUGGGCCAUCAAUAGGGAUCCAAAGCACUGGGAGGAGCCGCUCGAGUUCAUGCCAGAGAGGUUUUGGAAGAGCACACUGGAUAUGAGAGGGCAGAACUUCCAGUUUCUUCCGUUUGGGAGUGGAAGAAGAAGCUGUCCUGGAACUAGUUUAGCUCUUCAGGUUGUUCAUGUAACACUUGCAGCUGUAAUUCAGUGCUUUGAUUGGAAGGUUGGGGAUGGAGCUUCUGGGAAUGAUGUUAGGGUCGAGAUGGAAGAAGGACCUGGGAUUUCACUUCCUAGGGCUAAACCUCUGGUUUGUGUUCCAUCGGUCAGGCUUCGCCUAUUUUCAUCGGUCUGAAUUUGUGAUGAUCGAUGUGUUGCUCUGUACGUCCAAGUGUACGUGCUAAUGCCUAUUUUAAUUUGUUCUUUGUCUUCAUUAAACGCGUACUGUUUCAUUGU
Molecule: messenger RNA, 1709 nt
Organism: Argentina anserina (silverweed cinquefoil)
Lineage: Eukaryota; Viridiplantae; Streptophyta; Magnoliopsida; Rosales; Rosaceae
Product: cytochrome P450 93A2-like
Exons: 2
Coding region: 67-1608 (513 amino acids)
Molecular function (GO): monooxygenase activity; iron ion binding; oxidoreductase activity, acting on paired donors, with incorporation or reduction of molecular oxygen
Source: RefSeq, a predicted model, not a curated record